Molecule: messenger RNA, 660 nt
Organism: Letharia lupina
Lineage: Eukaryota; Fungi; Ascomycota; Lecanoromycetes; Lecanorales; Parmeliaceae
Exons: 4
Coding region: 1-660 (219 amino acids)
Source: RefSeq, a predicted model, not a curated record
AUGGACAAUUGGCAUGAUUACCAGUAUGUGCGAGGGAAUAUCGAUUCCGUCGUGUCGUUUUUGACCCAUAAAAACCCGUCAUCCUAUCCGACCAACUGGUAUUGUGACGAUGAUUGGUUGAUGUACACAAAAAACGAGGUCGGUGCAGACGGCAAAGAAAAUCCGAAUCCUCCACUGGCCGCGGAGAAAGAAAAUUGGAAGAGUAAGCGAUUGAGAAACGGCCAAUAUUUUCCUGGCUUGCUGUGGGACAAGUUAAGGGCCACGGGCUACUACCCACCUUCUGAGGAGGAUCCAUAUCAUACUCGCUGUAAUGCUAUAGUCAAUGGCAAGUUGUUCACCUAUGGAUACGUCGCUUCUUACAACGACAAGGGUAUUGGUCAUAGGACAAGAUGGAAUCUCAGUCUGUGUCCAUCUGCGUCCAGCAAUUCCCCAGUUAGCUAUUAUUGGGAACCAGGCAGUGGCACAAAAGCUGCGCCAGAACUGCUUAAGGUGUAUAUGAGGUCAAUAAGUGUUACGACGGCCCACGAGCUGUUCCACCUAACGUCAGAUUUAGAAACUGAGAAACCAUGGAAUGUCUUCGACGAGGAAGAUGAUGAUGUAGCGCUAGAACUCUCGGUCAUGGAGGAAUAUGAUGGCCGAGACAUCCGGUUCUCGUCCUGA